AUGCAACUCGUGGCGUGGGCUGCAGGUGAUAAAGAGAAGCUUGCUAGCCUCAUCAACUGGCUAAAGAUAUGGAAUGCCGAAUUGGAGGAGAUGCUUCCAGGAGGAAAUGCACGACUGGAUGGUCCACAGAGCGGGUUGAACGGGGCAGAAUUGCAAUGGUACCUAUUGCUUUCGAAGUCCUCAUUCUCACAGCCCAUCAGCUUGUCCGAAGCAUGUCAACAGGAACGAAAUUUGGUCCGGUCCUCACGGACAGAAGAUGAUUCAGCACUAGCUGGUGGAUACGGUCUGGCGGAUGGGAGAGACUUGUUUCAAAGCGAGGCAAACAAGCCACAACUCGAAUACUGUUUAGACUACUUGGUCAAGGUCCUCCAGACAAUGGUCAAGGCCGGGGAUGGUCAAGGCCAUCCUGAUAAGAACACAGCGGGUGACUAUGUGAUUUUAAUAUGUUCCGGAUGGACAGCUACAGCAUCAUUUGACCGGAUCGGACUGUUCCUCCGGCUUCCCAUGCAGAUUCAUCCUCAAUGA
This is a messenger RNA of Penicillium vulpinum, 525 nucleotides long. RefSeq lists its product as uncharacterized. Bases 1 to 525 code for a protein of 174 amino acids. Lineage: Eukaryota; Fungi; Ascomycota; Eurotiomycetes; Eurotiales; Aspergillaceae. The transcript has 2 exons. The record is from RefSeq and is a predicted model, not a curated record.